Pungitius pungitius (ninespine stickleback) is the source of this 2487-nucleotide messenger RNA. Its product is annotated as B-cell receptor CD22-like. The transcript is spliced from 7 exons. NCBI's taxonomy places the organism in Eukaryota, Metazoa, Chordata, Actinopteri, Perciformes, Gasterosteidae. The record is from RefSeq and is a predicted model, not a curated record. Bases 672 to 2180 code for a protein of 502 amino acids.
UUCACACUUGCGAGGGUUCAUUCCUUUAUUCUACAGAAAAUUAAGUGUCCUAUUAGACAAAGUAGUUUCAGAGUUAUUACCCUUUUAUUCAGGGGUGUGCUAUUUUCACAGAGGCCAAAAACGGCCUCGUGGACUAAAGGGUUAAACUGUCUCUGUUCUGUUUACUGAAGAAACAGAACAAUACCUGGAUAUGAAUAUCAGUGCAGAAAACUGUGUGUCUGGUUUAGCCACCACGCUUUGCAGUUUAGUUUUAUGGGAAAAAACAAAAAAGAAUUAACGGAAGUAAACGUCUGCAGUUUUUUAAUUAAAAGAAGAAACAACUAUCGGUGGUGGUUCCGUAUUUUAGUUUUUAACGGAAAAACAAGUUUAAAAGCAGCGCGGAGCGAGCAGCUACGAGUUCAUCAGCCUCCUCUUUAGUGUAGACGUGUUUGUGGUGACUUAGUGAAUAAAGAGUUUCUGAUCUGCUGAUUCAACACAGAGGAGCAGCUAUGAGUUCAUCAGCCGGUGGAUUAGUCGUCUUCCUUCUCUCUGUACAAGCUGCUCAUGCAUGGUAAUCAUCUAAAGGGGAAGCAGCACUUUUCAUCAGCUCCUACAAACACACAAGUUGUCUUUGGGUACCUCGUCCCUCUCUUGGACAGCUGAUAGUGGAGGACGUGUUUUAACAGAGAGGGAUGAGUGGAGCAGCUCUGAGGUUCACAGCAGCUGUGAGUGGGUUAGUCAUCUUCCUGCUGUCUGCAUCAGUCAUUCGGGGUCAGGAUGGCUGCAGAGUUUCUUACAGUUCCUCCUGGAUCUGUGGAUUACAAGGAUCCACCUUGGAGAUGCACUGCAGCUACACCCCCCCCUCCAGAACCAGUGAAGGGGUCACAGUGCAGAGGGCCUUCUGGUUCACCGACGGGCAGCACGGGCCCCCGGUGGAUCUGAGAACAGACCCAGGAUACGCAGGGCGGGUGCAGUACAGUUACCAUAGCAACCGCUGCUCUCUGAGCAUCAGCCACCUGAGAGCCAGCGACUCGGCUGAGUACAGGUGUGCUGUGUUCAUGUUCACCACAAACCAACCGGACAGGAAGUGCACCGGCCAACCGGGAGUCCGUCUGUCCGUCACAGGUUUACAGGUGGAGGUCAGCAAGUUGAGAUCUUGUUAUGGAAAGUGUACAUCAGCAGAGCUGACGUGUCGGAGCAGUUGUCUUCUACCUGGUCCAACCUUCUACAGCUGGUACAAGAACGGAGAGAAAAUGACGAGGGAAGGAACAACAACGAUUGGGGGCUACUUUUAUCCUGAAGAGAGCUGGUCCUGUGCUGUGAGAGGAUACGAGGAGCUCCGGUCCCCCCCACAGUGUGUUUAUGGUCAACCCUGCAACGUAGUGACGUACGAUGAAAGAAGCAUCUGUGCCUUCAGAGGAUCUUCAGUGGACAUUUCUGCCACAUAUAACAGUAGAUCUGUCACCUCUAAGUUCUGGUUCAGCCCUCGGCGUAGUGGUCGUUGGAAGCAUCUCGCUCAACCAGAGGACCUUCGUGAAGACUCCAUGUACGAAGGUCUUGUUGAGGUCCUUGAUACCGAGAGGGGACACUCCACCCUAAGAAUCAAAGACCUGAGAGAGAGCGAUUCAGCUGAGUACCGUUUCAAGUUCACCACACGGAGCUUUAAAGGGAGCAGCGGUUUACCUGGAACCACUUUGACCGUCAAAGAUCCAGAUGUGCAGGUGCAGGUGAUCUGGUCUCCUGGGGGUCCAAAGCUCAUUUGCCACAGCAGCUGUGUCCCUCAUGUCCCUCGCCCGUCCUUCGAUUGGUAUCGCAACGGAACCACGAAGGUUGAGGGUGAAGCGUCUCUUUCUUACGGAGGAUCCGUCGACCCCGCCGACAGUUUCUCCUGCGCUUACCAGAGCCUCCGCUCCCCUCCAGUGUAUGCUCCGAGGGUUCCCUCAGUGUCAAUGAGCUCAUCCGGUGACAUCAUGAAGGAAAGUUCAGUGACUCUGACCUGUAGCACUGAUGCUAACCCAGCAGCUAGCUACACCUGGUACAAGGAGGAUGGAACUUCAGACCCUCUUCUUCUCAGUGAAGAACCUCAGCUGGUCUUCAGCUCCAUCCAGUCCUCUGACUCUGGAAGGUAUUCCUGUGCAGCUGAGAACCAGCUGGGGAGGAAGAGGUCUGACUUCAUCUCUAUCGAUGUGAAAUGUGAGUGAAACACAACCUUCUGAAAAGCAACAUAAUCACUACUAAGGUAGUUGUAACGUUUCCUGGUUUAACCUGAGAGUCUCGGACCGUAGAGGCAGCAACACGGUUUGCAACACGUUUUUAUUUUGCAAUUCUUUAAUUACAGUUUACGCGUCAUGCUCCUCUCUCCAUCUGCUCACUACUGUCCUCUAUUGGGUGGGACACACACAUUAAGGACAGCUGAGUCUGAUUAGACUUCAUCCCGUCACCGUUCCUUGAAGCCCCCCCUUGCUCGGUUCCCCCUCUGCAGCUGAGCUAACCCCACCUCCACAGUAG